Molecule: messenger RNA, 2270 nt
Organism: Prorocentrum cordatum
Lineage: Eukaryota; Dinophyceae; Prorocentrales; Prorocentraceae
Source: the annotation of a GenBank genome assembly
GUCCUGGGGGUAAACUGCCUCACCAGGUCCGCCCCCUUCGCUCCCUCUUCUUCCUCGUGUCUCUACUUCGUCCUCCCUCCCCCGUUCUCCCUCCCCUGAGCGCCAUGGGGUCGCGCGAUGGGCUGCGCCAGAUGUUGCGCUGUGGGCUGCGCCAGGUUGGCACUGCGGCUCAGCCUCUCUUGUGCCCAACAACGCAACUUACUCAAACACUCAUACAUACACUGUACCAUCGACAUGUGUUCUCUCUCUUCAUGUUUGGCCUCAGUGAUUCUCGGGGGCCAGCUGUCUCGUGUUGCACAGGCUGUGCAGCUUGGCGGCUCGGACAUGCUGGCGUUGCCCCCAGCCGUGAAGAAUGAUGCCAGUUCGUGGUUACUCGAAAUCCGCACACAUGGUGACGUGACGUGCAGCAUGGAGGAUGACUGUAUUGUCGGAUCUGGUUUGGGCCACUGCAAAGUGCUGGUGGACCCAGCUAUGAAGAUUCCGCUGGGCAGCACCGACUCGGGCAAUGCUUCCUUCCACGAGUUCAACAGCACCGUGCAGUUCCAUCAGUCGGAAAUCACCAUCACGGGGCAUUCAUCUUCGUCGCACUGGAACCUGUGUCGGGCGAAAGACGAUCGCGAGAGCAUCGUUCAGCACGAGCCGACAAAAAACUUGGCGGAUGUCUGUUACGAGGUCGAAGGUCUCCAAGGACUUUGUUUUUUGUGGGCUUCUCCAUGCUCUGGCGGGUGCUCCACACUCCGUCCUUUCAACGAGUAUUCGUCGAUCUGCCCGAAUUGGCUACGCUACGCUACGCCAUCGGAGUGGUCGAUUGCUUUGCCUGAUUUGAAUGCCCACAGGAAAGAGCUCUACGCCAAAUGCGCAGUUGACGUGAUGGAUCCAUGGUGGCAUCACUGCGACUAUGCGAACGACUUCGUGCGUAUCCCAGAUGACGGCUGGAACGAGCUGAUCCUGGUAUGCGACACUACGAUUCCCGCGAUGCCUACGAUGGCCACCUCCGCGACGUCGGCGACUGGCCCCGCUCCGACGCCUAUGCCUCUGCCCCCGCCUCCCGGUCCGGGGCUUGUCCCGUGUGGUCUGACCGGUGGUUACAGCGAAUGGCCAGAGGAUGCAACAUGUGCCAGUUGGAUUCAGGGAUCGGCCGUAGGAGGAGGCCCCAAUGUAUAUGUUGGCACUGUUGACACUUGCCACCAUUGCAUCCUGGCGGUCUUGACUGCUUACCCAUCCGCCAAGGGGGCUACCUUUCGAACUCCUGGUUUAACUUCGCAGGCUGGCGAGUGCUAUGCCGAGGACGGGUGGUUCUACCCGGACGGGGACAACGCAUGGAUUACCAUUCCUGUCAUCGCAUCCUUGCAGUAUUAUUCUGAUCUUGCCUCGGACCCAUGCAGCCCUGCCUUCGGAAUAACUCUGAAGCCGACGACCGCUCCGACUCCGGUUCCCGCGGCCCCUACGCUUGGGGGGGCCAGUUCUGCAGGGGGCGCCAGUUCUGCAGUUGGGGAUCCGCAUCUGCAAAACAUCUACGGUGAGCGGUUCGACUUGCUGAAGGCUGGCAAACAUGUUUUGAUCAAUAUUCCACGGGACGCGGUUGUUGCUGAGACCGCGCUGCUUCGAGUAGACGCAGAGGCACGUCAAAUGGGUGGGAAAUGCGCAGACAUGUAUUUCCAGGAACUGAAUAUCACAGGGGCGUGGGUGGAUUCGACGAAGCAGACCAGUGGUCUCCGUUUCAAAGCGCACGAUGUGGUCGACGCAAACAUGAAUUGGGAACAGUUCGGAAAGGUAUCAUUGAAAGUUGUCCAUGGACGCACCCAUUCAGGCAUCCAGUACUUGAACCUGUACGUCAAGCACCUCGACCGCACUGGGCUUGCCGUCGGUGGGCUGCUCGGAGAAGAUGAUCACUCAGAGGCGGCAAUCUCUCCCAAGGAAUGCUCUCAGACCCUUUCCCUUAUCCAAGGCCAGUUCUGAGUGAUUCAGUGUAUCCGUCUUCCUGGUUGAGGCAAGCUUCGCCUCGACACGGGUGCAUCGUGGGCUGUUGCAGAGGCAGGCGCCUCCUCCUCCCUCUCCCCUCCUGCCCCUCCUUCUCUCUUGCUCUCGCUCCUGCACUCCUCCCUCCCCUCGCGGCCGCACGUCCGUGCUCCUCGGGCGUGCCGCACCUCGCCAGCACGACUUCUCGCUGCCGCCCCGUGCGCCGCUCUGCUUCGGGGCGCGUCGUGGCGCAGCCUGGUCGCACCUGGCCACGGCACAGUGACUGUUGAUGCGGGGGGCGAUCGGCAAAA